GUGGGGGGGGUGUUGAGGAAGCACACUUCCUGAACUUUAGCUCCUACUAAUGAGUAGGGGGUGCGAGUCUGGACACUUGGGCCCCUUCUCAAGCCGCGGUUCCCAGCGGGAGGCUGGCCCCUAGACCUCAUUCUGUCCCUUCGGGCACUGUAGCUGUAGCGCUGGGGUGGGGUUGGAGUAUUCCAAGCUGUAGGCGCAGUCACUCGAUCUCUUCGGAUCCUGUCAUUGAGGAGGGCAAGGAGAUGGGCGGGAUCGAGUUGCCUUUGACAUUCCUCCCCCCAACCCCCCCCCCCCAUGGAAUUAUGUUGGGCAAACGACUCAACUUGGCAUGCCCUCCUUUCUUUGGGGGCCAGGCCGGGCCCUCCCCCUCAGAUCCGGCCAAGGGCCGGCGGCCAAGACUGAGGUUGAGCGUCAAGUGGGGAAAGGCUUGGCUAGGUCAGACCCCACCUGCUGGCAUUAGCCUGUGGUUGGCCAGAUGGCGGAGGCGGCAGAUUACAGGGGUCUCUAACGCUGUUAACACAGGAACCAUAGUUCCUCCUCCACAGCCCCGAUACCAGAUGCCAUUAAAAUUGCCCCUUUCCUACCCCCAAGUAGCCUUCCUGGAGCAAGUAGCAGCAUCAGUCCUUGAGAAGAUAGGCUUCACUAUGCACAAACUCACCUGAGUGGGUGGGAGCCUGUCCCACCCUCUGGCCCACAAAGCUCCUUUCCUCUGCUGCAUUCAGACAGCCAGUCGGACCAUUAUCUCCCAUCUCUUGAAAAUUAUGCUGUGGAGGGUUAAGCUGGGAUUUUGUAUUAGGCAACCUUGCUACCUGGUGACUUCAAACAAGUUCUUUCUUCUGUUUGGGCAAGUUUCUUCAUCUGUAGAAUAGGCACUAUAGCUAUGCUUCUUGUUCAGUAUUAUUGUUAGAGUUGGAUGCUGUGGUGGCAUUUGGGAGACCAUUACAGGGCCUGCAUGGAGUGGGUGCCUAGGCCUGUGGGUUCCUGUUCUUCACACACACACACACACACACACACACACACACACACACACACACAAAACCUUGGAAUCCUAGAACAUUAAGAUUCUCAGAACCUGUUGGAAAGGGCUUUUGAGGUCAUCUUGGUGGCCUUUCUAUGCCUCCAGGUGUAAUGAGAUAGGCUGAUUUAAUAUGAAAGUUUUGAGGAUGCCCUCACCCUGUUCUCUGUCCUCUUCAGAUAUGGACCCUUUCCCCUUAUUCCCUCAGUGCCCAGAAGGGGGCCUUGAUUGUCCUGAAUGAAUGAAUGAAUGAAUGAAUAUAAAUGUACAGCAGGUACUUCUUUGGGUUUUGCUUAGCUUGAGGGCAUCAGUUAAAGGCUACUGUGUUCAUUCUCCAGGAGGGCUUUUCUAACCUGUUCCUACAGGAAGGGAAGUCCAUAUUGGUGUUGGGAAGUUUUGAAAGCUAAGUUGUGUGGGAUGAGAGAAAGAGAGUAAGAGGCUGUUCCAGACCAGCUGGAACUGACCAGCUUAGGGAGUUGGGGGGAGGGAGCACAGAGAAUGAGGUCCUGAGACAACACCUCACUGGAGGGGAGGGGAGAUUGUAGGGAGCUGUAUAUUGACAUCUGGGAUCAAAUUCUGGUCUGUACCUGUCAUUCUUGACAGUUUCUUCAUGGGAGAGGUGGGGGAGUUGAGGACCCUGAGCAGUUCUGGCAUCUCCUUGGAAAUAGCUGAGGACUUUGAGACAGACACUGGCAUCUGGGAGGAGACUAAUUACUAUUUGCCAGUCUCCCUCUCUACUUCCUCCCAGCUGGAACAGGUGGGCAGCCGGCUGGCACUGUGUAUGUCUGUGUGUGCACCUAGCUGGUGCUAUUUCUUUGUUGAACUCUGCCCUGAGGGCUGAGAUAGGAAGGGUCAGUGGCCUUGAGUAGCAGAUUGGGACACACACCUCCCCCCAAGUCUAUGGGUUUUGUUUGUUUGGUUGGUUUUUGGUGUUUUUUUGGUUUUUUUUUUUUUUUUUUUUUUUGCAGUCAUAUCUGUGUGUUUAGCAUACACUGUAUGAGAGUGUAUGUAGUGCAGUAGGGGGUGUCUGAUAGGUGAAGGAGAGACAUUGGCCCAGUGUGGCUAGGCAAAACUUCCUAGGGCAUAUGGCUGAAGGAUUUAGAUUAGGAAAGGAAUGAGUUUGGUGGUCACAGGAUAGGCCUACCUGGAAAUGGAAUCAGAAAGCAGAUGAGACCAUGACAUGCCUUAACUCUUGAUUGCAAAGUUUACACUUCUGAAUUUAAUCCUGGGGGUCAUGAGCAGCUCUCUAAACUAGGAGAGAUGUAGUCUCAUAAGUGCUUUAAGAAGAUCACCAUGGUUGCUGUAAGCAGAAGGCACUGGGGGAAAAAGAAGUUGGAAGCAGGGAGGUCUAGGGGGAAAGUAUUGCAAUGAUACAGGGGAGAAAUGACAGUGCCCAAACUAGGGCAGGGGCAGCAGGAGAGUCAGUGAGUGGUAGAGACACAUCCAGGAGUUAGCUGGCCAACAGAUGUGUUGCCAGGAGGAGAGAGCAGGAAGGUUGGCAGAGAAAUGGACUUGGUGAUCAAUUACUGAGAACAGGGUGGAAUUUGAGAGAGCAAAGAAAGGGUGGUCUGAGAAGUCACCAUGGCCCCCAGGCAAGACUCUUUACCCCAGCCCUAAUGUCCAGACUCAACCCUGCCUCUCUCCAAAGCAGGCCCAAGACCGAGGCUGGCUUUGGGUAUCUUCUCUAAUCUCUAGAUUUAAUCUGACUUUUGACUCAAGAUUAAAUUCCAUGCCUGAGAUGUUCCCCCUUCUCUCCUCUCCCCCUCUGGGGACAGGAAAGCCAGUCUACUGCCCAGUUAAAGGUCUGAAGGAGCUGGUUGGAUUAUCUUCCCUCUCCCACCAUGGUGCUCUCCAGAUCCCUCCUCUUCUCUUCAGCCUGAACUGCAUCCAUGUGUGAUCCAGGGAGGCCUGACUAAUUCUAAUCAGGCAGGCCAGGUUCAGAUGCACUUUGUUGGGUGGUCCUACUGCCCACUCCUUCCAUAACUGGGGGCUGAUGCCCCAGAACCCUCAGGAGAAGAGCCAAGCCUAUCCCCGCCGCCGCCCUGGGAGCCACACAGACCAUAAGAGUCCCAAGGCCACCGCAGGCGCAGCUAUGUACACCUUCUUGCCUGAUAACUUCUCGCCUGCCAAGCCCAAGCCGUCCAAAGAGCUGAAACCACUUCUAGGCUCCGCGGUGCUGGGGCUGCUGCUGGUGUUGGCGGCAGUGGUGGCCUGGUGCUACUACAGUGCCUCUUUACGCAAAGCAGAACGCCUGCGUGCAGAGCUGCUGGACCUCAAUCGAGGCGGCUUCUCCAUCCGCAACCAGAAGGGUGAGCAAGUCUUCCGACUGGCCUUCCGCUCAGGCAUGCUGGACCUUGACUCCUGCAGCCGCGACGGUGCCCUGCUUGGCUGUUCUCGCACAGCAGAUGGGCGCCCGCUGCACUUCUUUAUCCAGACUGUAAGGCCCAAGGACACGGUCAUGUGCUACCGUGUGCGCUGGGAGGAGGCAGCUCCAGGGCGCGCGGUGGAACACGCCAUGUUCCUGGGCGAUGCAGCGGCACACUGGUACGGCGGUGCUGAGAUGAGGACCCAGCACUGGCCUAUCCGCCUGGAUGGCCAGCAGGAGCCACAGCCCUUCGUCACCAGUGAUGUCUACUCCUCUGACGCCGCAUUCGGAGGCAUCCUCGAACGUUACUGGCUGUCAUCGCGUGCGGCUGCCAUCAAGGUCAACGACUCAGUGCCCUUCCACCUGGGCUGGAACGGCACCGAACGCUCGCUGCGGCUGCAGGCCCGCUACCAUGACACGCCCUACAAGCCACCUGCUGGCCGCUCCGCAGCACCAGAGCUCAGCUACCGUGUGUGUGUCGGCUCUGACGUUACUUCAAUCCACAAAUACAUGGUUCGACGCUAUUUCAACAAACCGUCAAGGGUGCCAGCACCCGAGGCCUUCAGGGACCCCAUCUGGUCCACGUGGGUGCUGUAUGGGCGUGCCGUGAACCAGGACAAAGUGCAACGUUUCGCCCAGCAGAUCCGCCAGCACCGAUUCAACAGCAGCCACCUGGAAAUAGAUGACAUGUACACACCUGCCUAUGGAGACUUCGACUUCGACGAGGCCAAGUUCCCCAAUGCCACUGACAUGUUUCGCCGUCUGCGCGAUGCCGGCUUUCGCGUCACGCUCUGGGUUCACCCGUUUGUGAACUACAACUCAUCGUGCUUUGGUGAGGGUGUAGAACGCGAGCUGUUCGUACGCGAACCCACUGGCCGGCUGCCCGCGCUUGUGCGCUGGUGGAAUGGCAUCGGCGCGGUGCUGGACUUCACACGCCCAGAGGCUCGUGACUGGUUCCAGGGACACCUGCGGCGGCUGCGCUCCCGCUAUGCUGUGGCUUCCUUCAAGUUUGAUGCAGGAGAGGUCAGCUAUUUGCCACGGGACUUUAGCACUUACAGGCCGCUGUCCGACCCCAGCAUAUGGAGCCGACGCUACACUGAAAUGGCACUGCCCUUCUUCUCUCUGGCAGAGGUUCGCGUGGGCUACCAGUCACAGAACAUCUCGUGCUUCUUCCGUCUAGUGGACCGCGACUCGGUGUGGGGCUAUGAUCUGGGGCUGCGCUCGCUCAUCCCCGCGGUGCUCACCGUCAGCAUGCUGGGCUACCCAUUCAUCCUGCCCGAUAUGGUGGGUGGAAAUGCAGUGUCUGAGCGCACAGUGGGUGGUAGCGAAGUGCCGGAGCGUGAGCUAUAUGUUCGCUGGCUGGAGGUGGCCGCCUUCAUGCCCGCUAUGCAGUUCUCAGUCCCACCUUGGCAAUAUGACGCCGAAGUGGUGGCUAUCGCGCACAAGUUUGCAGCGCUUAGGGCCUCACUUGUAGCGCCGCUAUUGCUUGAGCUGGCUGGUGAGGUCACCGACACAGGCGACCCCAUCGUGCGCCCCCUCUGGUGGAUUGCGCCAGGCGAUGAGACAGCACACCGCAUCGACUCGCAGUUCCUUAUUGGAGACACGCUGCUGGUGGCUCCAGUACUGGAGCCAGGCAAGCAGGAGCGAGACGUCUACCUGCCUGCAGGCAAGUGGCGCAGCUAUAAGGGCGAGCUUUUUGACAAAACCCCCGUGCUGCUUACUGAUUACCCCGUGGACCUGGAUGAGGUUGCCUACUUCAUCUGGGCAUCCUGACCCAACCCAGGACCCAGGAAUCCCACAGCCCUAACCUCUGUCUUCAUGCAGGCGUUUAACCCUCCAUCACAACCACACCGUGCAUCCCCAGGAAGGUCCCACCUCUGCAGUUCCCACUAAGUGGGUGCUGACAUAAAUGUGCUCUAGCCAGCUCCUGCAGGGCCAGGUGAGGGGGCGCUGAAGCAACUUCCCAUUUCAACGCACAAUCCUAAAGACACUCUUUCCCUCCAUGCUCACUGCAGUCUGCAGAAACCGCUUUCUGAGGUGGGAGCGAGAGAACUCUGAGGUAAAAUGCCAGCUAUCUUCCUAUUACACAUGAUUGUGUUUUAAAAGCACAGAGAGAAACCUUACUGUCCGUCCUGGCCUGAAUGGCCAUCUUUGUCCUUCUGAGGUUGGGACUUGAUCCUUUUAAUGUCCCCAAAUAGCUCCCUGCCACACUUAGAAAGGCACAUUCUUGGUGUUGGAAGCCAGGCCCCGAGUUCCCAGCACUCGCCUGAAGUGUGUUGACCUGGUCCUACCCCAGCUAAGGAGAUGGGAUGGAGGUGUCUGGCCAACAGACAAGGAGGAUGGAGGUCCCAUCCCAGAGGAUAGAAGGACUGGGCACAGCACUGAGCCAUCAUUGUUGUCCCUCAUUUUGUGAAGAGACUCCUAAUGCUGCACUUACCCAUCUAUGUAAACACAUGGGCUCAGCCCUGGACCAGGGCCAUGGCCUAAUGGGCAAGGACUUGCAAGGCCAUGCAGGCCCAACUUGGUGCCUUAAUUCAAGAACCUGUGUGUGUGUGUGUGUGUGUGUGUGUGUGUGUGUGAGAGAGAGAGAGAGAGAGAGAGAGAGAGAGAGAGAGAGAGAGAGGCACCAUGUGUUCCUGGAUCUAUGGAAUGAACACAAUACUUCUGAAGCUGGAUGAGCCUGGAAGGAGGGGACAGGAAGCAAAUUUGAGGUUUUGAUUGUUGAUCUGGCCCUCUUCUGGUUGAUGUCUCUGGGACUAUAGCAGGAAAUAAAUAGCGCUUUCAAGAUUUCUCAGCUGCCUCACUCCCUGCAUACAUGGCAGGGGUGUGGCGUAAAAGGGAGCGAGCAGUGUUCUUUUUCUGAUGGUAGUGUGCUUUGGCACGUGAACUACAUUUGCACAUCGACACCUGUAAAUACACAUACAGGGUAAGGUGUUUCGUUUCAGCCGUUUUCCCUUUCUAAGAAGAGCAACCUCAGCCAGAGUAAAUCUCCCUGACUUUGCAGCUGAGUCUGAAGAAGUGGCUUACCAGAGCGGGGAGGUAGGAAACAGGGCAGGGCUCAGCUUCCCUCUACCCCUAAAGAAUGCAUCCUUUUGUCCACUCCUCUACCCCCUCUAUUUCCCCAGUGUGAAGAAUGCCUAAUGAAAGUUUGGGGGCACUCACAGAUGUCUAUCUUGAGUGCUGAUUUUACCACUUGUCUACAAGCUGUGUGAUUUUAAGCAAGCUGCUUACACUUAUUGAACCUCAGUUUCCUCAUAUGUAAAAUGGUGAUGAUAAUGCCUACCUCCCAGGAUAUUGUGGGAAUUAUAAGUACAGAUGUAUGUAAAGUGCCUGGCACAAGUAGGUGCUCAAUAAAAGGUAGCUAUU
Molecule: messenger RNA, 6746 nt
Organism: Lynx canadensis (Canada lynx)
Lineage: Eukaryota; Metazoa; Chordata; Mammalia; Carnivora; Felidae
Gene: MYORG
Product: myogenesis regulating glycosidase (putative)
Exons: 2
Coding region: 3009-5153 (714 amino acids)
Biological process (GO): carbohydrate metabolic process; skeletal muscle fiber development
Molecular function (GO): hydrolase activity, hydrolyzing O-glycosyl compounds
Source: RefSeq, a predicted model, not a curated record